Molecule: messenger RNA, 1865 nt
Organism: Brassica napus (rape)
Lineage: Eukaryota; Viridiplantae; Streptophyta; Magnoliopsida; Brassicales; Brassicaceae
Exons: 3
Coding region: 420-1865 (481 amino acids)
Source: RefSeq, a predicted model, not a curated record
CACCUUAAAAAGCAGUAGUAUAAAGUUAAAAGUCAAGGGGAAGCGCAAAAGGUUUGGCUUCUUUUUGUUGUUAUUGCUUCCAAGUUAAAUGGAUCUUUGAUGUUGAUGACACUUAAAUGUUUUUACUCAUUCAAUAUAAGAAUUUAAAACUCUCUUGAAUAAAAUUGGUCCAUCGUUUUGACUCCACAAUAUUUUGCAGUCAGAGGAGAAAGCUCAAAGGUUGUUUUUGCGCUUAUAGAGGGCUCUUUGGUAUUAGUGAACAGUCUUAAAUGUAAUGCCGCUCGGGUCUGUUGUUAUUCCUCAACCGCUUGAGCUUUAAAUAUAGGUGUUUUGUGAUUAGGAGUGUCUUCCAAACUUCUUUCUUCUCUCUUGUUAUCAUCCCUUUUCAUCUUUUUUUUUUUUUUUCUAAGCUGACCUAAAUGGCUGAUGAAAUGUCAGAGGAACCAAAGUUUACUUUGAGGCUUAUUGUUGAUGAAGAGAAGAACAAGGUCGUUUUGGCCGAGGCCUGUAGGGAUUUCAUUGAUGUUCUCUUCAGCCUAAUGACACUGCCAAUGGGCACCAUUGCCGGAUUGCUUAAGAAGCAUAAAAAAUCCGAGAUUGGAUGUUUGAGCAACCUCUAUCAAAGCGUUGCGGACAUGAGCAUUGACAACUUCAUGACUGGAGCUUGUAAGCAGAUGUUGCUUAAUCCAAGGAGCGUGAAGGAGGCCUACUGCAAAAGGCUUAAGCUCAACCUAAACCCAACUGAUGACCACCUCAAGUACUUUAAGUGCCCUUCUUUCUCAAGCUGCAACAUGUGCAGUGAUUUUAGUGGCUCUGAUUGUGCUUGCGGAAGGUUGAUGAUCGACGAAAUCGAGUUGACUGAAGAAGAAGAUGAGAUACAGAAUGAUGUUGAUGGAGUAUUUGUAAGUGGCAGGUCUUCCUUCAUCAUCACCGAUGAUUUGAAAGUGUCUGUUGAUUCUACUGGUCUUGUCUUGAAAACUCUCAACAGUCUAGGAUGUUCUGAUGUUAGUAACCUUGGGGAACAGCUUCUUGAUAUUGGUCUCAACGAGAUGAUGCAUCUUCUUGAGUGUGUAUUCUCCUCAAAUACUCCGUUGACAGACGCUCUCUUGAAGAAGCAAAGUACACAAGACAUGACAAACAUGCACAAGCUGUCGACUAAAACAGAGGUAUCAGAAUCAGAAUUUACUAUCGAUGCCAUAGUGAGGAAACAGGACAUGAAGAUUCUAUAUGUCGAGUGUGGAGAAGACUUUGUUGAUCUUCUUUUCAGUUUUCUCGCUGUCCCUCUUGAGUAUGUAUGCGAUACGAGUUUGGGGUGCAUUGGAAACUUACGUAGAAGCUUCAAGGAUUUGACUGUUGUUGAUAAAGAAGGGAAAGAAGGGUCAGCUUCCAAAUGUGUGAUGCUACCUCAUUACUACAAAUUGCAGAAGCAGCUGUCUGGUAUAACCUCUGAAGAAGCACCAGUUUACUACCGCUACAGGAAUUCCAAUCCACGCCAGCCUGACUACAGCUUGACUAAAGAUUGUGAUCGGACUCCGCUGUAUCGGAAGGACAGAAUAGUUCCGGUGACUGUGAUUGAUCCAAAGUCUCAUGGCAGAGAACAGUCAGAGAAUGGAAGUGGGUUUGUGAAGAGAGGAACAAGGUUUACAGUUUCAGAUGAUCUGAUAAUCACAACUAGGGGUUGCUUGAGCACGUCCAUCUGCUUUCUGAAGAAGUAUGAGAUAAAGGCAGAUGAUGUGGAUGUUCAAGUUAUUAGAAUCCGUGAAGCAGAGGUAAUGAAUGUGUUGAGAGCUUCUUUGGGGACAACCUCUGCUUUGAACACUGCACUAUGGAACUUGAUUGCUAAGAAGCCAAAGAUGGAGACUUGA